Amaranthus tricolor (Joseph's coat) is the source of this 3663-nucleotide messenger RNA. RefSeq names its product importin beta-like SAD2 homolog. Gene Ontology annotation, biological process: protein import into nucleus. The record is from RefSeq and is a predicted model, not a curated record. Gene Ontology annotation, cellular component: nuclear envelope; cytosol. Gene Ontology annotation, molecular function: small GTPase binding. Lineage: Eukaryota; Viridiplantae; Streptophyta; Magnoliopsida; Caryophyllales; Amaranthaceae. The transcript has 21 exons. Bases 96 to 3365 code for a protein of 1089 amino acids.
AUGUUCCCGCCACUUAGCUUUUUUAACAUCAGUUUCUCAAUCUACAAACCCCAAAUUCUCAAAUUCUAGGGUUUAUCUUUCUCAUCCAUUCAACCAUGGCGGAUGCCGAUCGAAUUGCUCAAUUAUUCAAUGAAACUCUCAACUCCGACGGCCAGGUUGUUCGCAACGCUACACAGCAGCUGGAUGAUCUAUCCAUUUCCUCCAAUUUCCCUUUCACUCUUCUCUCACUUAUUAACGGAAACGGAAAUCAAGGUCAAAAAGUUGCUGCUGCAACAUAUUUGAAGAAUUUAAUUCGACGAAAUAUUUAUGGAGAAGAUCAAUUUCCUUCUUUUAGUAAGGAAUUUAAGGAUAAGCUAUUAGAAACUUUACUCAGAGUAGAAAUGCCCGUUCUAAGAAUCUUGGUUGAAGCGUUUGGUUCUGUUGUUGAUGCUGAAUUUGUGAAGAAGAGUGCAUGGUCUGAACUUGUGCCCCAACUUUGUUUUGCUAUCCAAAAUAGUGACAUCAUAAGUGGAAACACAAAUGCCGGAUUCUCAACCGUUAAUGCCCUUAAAGCUCUUCAAGCACUUCUUAGACCUUUCCAGUACUUCUUGAACCCGAAAGUGGCAAAGGAGUCUGUACCACCGCAGUUGGAACAAAUAUCAAAAGAUAUAUUGGUGCCUUUGUUGGUUGUAUUUCAUGGUUUCGCAAAAAAGGCUGUAAUGACCAAAGGAAAUUUGAACAAUGAGACAGAAAAUGUCCUUCUCAUUGUCUCCAAAUGCACUUAUUUUUCUGUGAGGUCAUAUAUGCCUACUUCUUUGGCUCCUUUACUGCCUUCCUUCUGUGGUGAUCUAUGUGAUCUUUUGGAGUCAUUAGGCCUAGAGGAGUCAGUAUCUUCAGAUGGCAGUCAACAAAUGAGACUUAAAACCGGAAAGAGGUUGUUGCUUAUUUGCUCUGCUCUUGUGACUCGUCACAGAAAGCAUUCUGACAAGUUGAUGCCUCAUAUUGUGAAGUGUGUUCUGCGAAUUGUGAGAUGUAGCACAAAUAUUAGUAAUCUGGACUGUUUAUCAGAGAGGAUUAUUUCCCUGGCAUUUGAUGUCAUUUCUCACAUUCUGGAGACUGGCCCAGUAAGUUUACAGGGUUGGAGAUUAAUUUCACCCCAUUUUUCAUCAUUAUUGGACUUUGCUAUUUUUCCGGCCCUCAUAAUGAAUACAAAGGAUAUCUUGGAGUGGGAAGAAGAUCCAGAUGAGUUCAUAAGCAAGAAUUUACCAUGUGAUUUGGAAGAAAUAUCUGGAUGGAGAGAAGAUUUAUUUACUGCCCGAAAGAGUGCUUCAAAUUUACUUGGUGUCAUUUCUAUGUCAAAGGGGCCUCCAGUGGUGACUAAUAGUCACAGUUUUAUGUCAUCUUUGAAGCGCAAAAAGGGUGAAAAGAAGAGGGGAAAGGAACAACCCUGUUCAGUUGGAGAAUUGCUUGUACUACCUUUUCUGUCUAAGUUUCCAAUUCCUAGUGAUGCAAAUGCAUUUGACACCGAUAUGUCAAAUAAUUAUUAUGGCGUACUAGUGGGAUAUGGAGCACUGCAUGAUUUUUUAGCAGAGAAGCACCCUGAUCACACUGCAAUGUUAAUUAGAAAUCGCGUGUUACCACUGUACACAAUCUCCAAAACGCACCCAUAUUUGCUGGCUGCUGCAAAUUGGUUACUUGGAGAGCUCACGUCCUUUUUAUCUGAACAGGAUAUGGAAGCUGAAGUAUAUCCUACAUUGCUAAAAGCACUUACGAUACCUGAUUGCGAAAAUGUGUCCUGUUAUCCUGUUCGAGCAAGUGCUGCUGGGGCAAUGAUGAAGCUUCUUGACAAUGAAUACUUGCCAUCUGACUGGUUACGUCUUCUCCAAGUAGUAGUUGGUAGAAUUGGUAGUGAAGAGGAAGAGAUUUCUAUGUUAUUUCAGCUCCUUAGUUCGUUGGUGGAGGCUGGAGAGAAAGAGGUGGCGGUUCAUAUACCUUUAGUUGUAUCAAAAUUGGUUGAUGGAAUUUCAAAGUACAUGUUUUCCAAUCUAGAGCCAUGGCCUCAAGCAGUUAUACAAGGUUUUGCCGCACUUGCUGUAAUGGCUAAAUCCUGGCAAGACACUAUACCUGACGAAUAUGACCUAAGCAGCAAGUGGGCUUCUGAUCAGAAAAUUAUGGCUAGAGGGUUUUCUGCUCUCUUGCAACGGGCUUGGCUUGCACCCAAGGAAAUUAUGGAUAAUGAAGAAACUUCACUACAAUCAUGUAUUGAUGGUGCAUCAACAAUGUUUUGGUUUAUUUUGUGUUCGAGUACCAGCAGUGAUGCUCUUUUGGAACUCAAGGUGCCAGAUUUGUUGUCAGUUUGGGCUGAAAUUAUCGCAGAGUUUCAUGGUUGGGAAGAAGUGGAGGAUUUGACUAUCUUUGACUGCAUUAAGGAGGUUGUUAGUCUGGAGAAGAACCUUGGCCUGCCGAAACUUUUCAAUAAAGCUAUGCCUUCACCUCCAGCUCCUCCAGUACCAGAAAAAUCCAUUCUUGAUAAUAUUGCGACAUUUGUCUGUGAGGCCAUUUCACAAUAUCCUUCGGCUGCAUCUAGGGCUUGUGCAUGUGUACAUAGCCUUCUUCACCUGCCACAUUAUUCUGAUAAAGAGGAAGUCAGGCAUUCAUUGAUUGUUGCUUUUAGUCAGGCUGCAGCUUCUAGAUUCAAAGAAAUCCAAAGCAAACCAUGUCCACUUUGGAAACCACUAUUGCUUGCAGUCUCAUCAUGUUACUUGUAUUAUCCAGAGAGCGUGCAGACAGUAUUAGAAAAAGUUCAAAAUGGUGGUUUUUUGGUCUGGGUAUCUGCUGUGAACUCCAUUUCGUCUACCUCAUUCACACCAAACACUUCAACGGAAUCAGAACUUAAAUUAGUUGUGUUUACUCUAGCCAAAGUGGUUGAGCAGCUAUUAUCUAUGGGAAACCCAAGCAGUGGCUUGUUAUGGGAUUGCUAUUGCUCACUAUUGUCAGAUUUUGUACGAUUGAAAGAAAUUCAGGAUGACAAGGAUGAAGAUGAAGAAAUCGAAGAUAAUGAGAGUGAAGAGGAAGAGGAAACUGAUGAUGACGAUGAUGAGGAUUCUGAUGAUGACGUACGUGAAGAAACUGAAGAGGAGUUUCUGAAAAGAUAUGCUGAAGCGGCUGCUGCUUUGGAAAAUGGAGCUCUCACUGCAGAAGAGGAUACUGAUGAUUUCGAUGAAGAACCUGAAUUGGGCUCACUUGAAGAGCAAGAUCCGCAAGCAAUUCUGCAAUCGUUGAUGGAGAGAUAUCAUCACAUUCUUGUACGAAAUCAGUCUCUCUCUCCACAGCUUGUUUUGAGUUUGCAAAGCCUGUUUCCGCAAUACAAUGGCUUCUUACAGUGAUUUGAUCACAUAUUUACAUGUAAUAUAACUACCUAAUGUAGCUUGUAUUAUUCUUGGUGACUUUGCAUGAAAUUAUCUUGCUUGGAUUGUUUAUGCAAUGUGCUGCAUAGUGCGAGUUAUACAUAUUAUUUUGAACAUGUUUUUUUGAUGAACAAUAAUACAAUGUAUAGGUGAUAACUUCAGUUUGGCCAAUUUUAUUUUAUUGUACAAUUCUAUUUGAAAUUCUGCCUUGAUUUCUGGGUAAACAUGUACGAUUGAUUAUAUCAAUGGUCAAAUUACAACAAUAAUUUGUUUGAUA